This is a messenger RNA of Monoraphidium neglectum, 1122 nucleotides long. RefSeq lists its product as hypothetical. Bases 1 to 1122 code for a protein of 373 amino acids. NCBI's taxonomy places the organism in Eukaryota, Viridiplantae, Chlorophyta, Chlorophyceae, Sphaeropleales, Selenastraceae. The transcript has 2 exons. The record is from RefSeq and is a predicted model, not a curated record.
AUGGCGGCGCGUAACCAGCGCCUGCUGCUGCGCGAGUUGGAGAACGACCUUCUUAUCAAGCAGAGCGAUGUGGAAAGCCUAACUCAACGCCAGGCACGCCUGCGAGCACGCAGCCAUGCGGCACGGGCGGUGCUGUCACAGUGCGAGGCCCUUCUUGCCCUUGCAGCCGCCCUGCAGCGCGACCCCCCCGACAACGGCGGUAGCAGCGGCAGCGGCGACACGACGCCGGCGCCCAAGGGCAACAGCAGCCCACCAGUCAGCUGGGAUGAUCAGCUGGCGGCCCACAUGCAGGAAUUGAACCGCGAGUGGGUCGACAGCGAGUGGGCGGGCGACAACGUCACCGCAUGCAUGGUCGGCGGCGGCGUCGCCGCGGCCGCCACUGCUGCCGCGGCCACGCAUGAGCAGCCGAUCUGCCUUGGCUGGUCCCCAGGGCGGGCGGCCCAGGCGGCGGCGACGGCAGAGCUAACGACAGCGGGCCUCAGGAGCAAGCUCCAGGAAUUUGCAUGCAACGCCGGCCGCCUACUCCUGCGGAUCCGCCACGCCGCGCCCGACGCGGCCGACGCGCGUUGCCAGCUGGCGUCGCGGCGCUGCGAGGUCCUGGGGCUGAUAGCGCUCAUCGCCGUCCGCCCGCCGGCGGGGCUGUGGCCGCUAACCGCCGUGCAGCUCGCGCCCCUGGACGGCAGCGCGGGCGCGGGCGUGGCGGCCGCCGAGGCGCACUGGCGGUUCGCGGCGGCGCAGCUGGCGCUUGAAGACUCGCAGCGUGAGUAUGUCAAGGCGCUGCUAGAGUCGGACGCCGCGCGCGCGCGCCGCACCGCCGCGCGUCUCCAGGAGCUGCUGCUGGAGAGCGCCGCGCGCGCAGAAGACACAGAGGCGCAGGAGUGCCUGCUGCGCGAGCUGGAGCGCCUGCUGGCCUCCGACCGCGUCUGCGGCACCGCCGUCGUGCUCGCUCUGUAUGGCACCCUGCUGUCUGCGGAGCAAUCGGCUGCGUUUUCGGUGGCCAGCUGGCCGCACGCCGCCAGCCGGGGUGCGCUCGCAAGCCUGCUGCUCUCAAAUGGCGGCAGCGAGGCGACUGAGGUCGAAGAGGUUGCUGCCGCGUGCGAGGGCGGCUUGAAAAUGGCUUGA